Labeo rohita (rohu) is the source of this 4897-nucleotide messenger RNA. Its product is annotated as bromodomain adjacent to zinc finger domain protein 2B. The coding region runs from base 58 to 4683 and encodes 1541 amino acids. Gene Ontology annotation, molecular function: protein binding; DNA binding. NCBI's taxonomy places the organism in Eukaryota, Metazoa, Chordata, Actinopteri, Cypriniformes, Cyprinidae. The record is from RefSeq and is a predicted model, not a curated record. The transcript has 29 exons.
CACUUCAGGGGGGCGGAGUCUGAGCUCCCUGACGGUAAAGACUCUGAUGACUCGUUAAUGGAGGACGAGGAUGAAAAUGACGCUUCAAAUGAUAGUCUGUCAGACUCUAACAGCAGUUUAGACACUGAUUCUGAUGAUGAUGGUAAAGAUGAAGAGAUGGACACAGAUUUAGAAAUGGACAGAACGCCGCUCAAACUCAACAAAUCCUCAGCGUCUGUGCUAGACUCCUCCCACAGCACUAUCCCCGCCCCUCUAAAUCUACAGGUUCAUAAAACACCUGCCACAACCACACCAACCACUGUGACCAGCUCUGGAAAUUCAGCCAAUCACAGCCCAGCUUUCUCAUCUUACAGUGUGGCCACACCCCCAGGGAAAAGAAGAAGAGUCACAGAUGAAUGUGCACUGCGGAAACCUCUAGAAUAUGGAUGGCAGAGAGAAACACGCAUCACAAACAUGUCUGGACGUUUACGGGGAGAAGUGGCGUAUUACGCUCCAUGCGGCAGAAAGAUCAGACAGUAUCCUGAUGUCAUCAAGUAUCUGACCAGAAACGGGAUAAGCGACAUUACACGUGAUCAUUUUAGCUUCAGUGCUAAAAUAAAGGUUGGUGACUUCUAUGAAGCCAGAGAUGGACCACAGGGAUUACAGUGGUGCUUACUAAAGGAGGAGGAAGUCGUACCUCGUAUCCUGGCCUUGGAAGGUCGACGGGGUCGUCUAAAGAAUGUUGAACCUCUGGGCAGUCCCGCCGCUGACCCCGCUCGCUCUCGCAGGAAAUGCAGAGCACCUGACGAGAGUGAAUCCGAUGCUCUCAGCACAUCCGAGGCCAAACUACUGCGCAAACUGGAGGCCCAGGAAAUCGCGCGACAGGCGGCUCAGAUGAAGCUAAUGCGUAAGCUGGAGAAACAGGCGCUGGCACGAGCAGCUAAAGAGGCCAGGAGACAGCAAGCAAUCAUGGCGGCAGAAGAGCGACGAAAACACAAGGAACAAAUGAAGAUUCUCAAACAGCAGGAGAAGUUCAAGAGAAUCCAGCAGGUCCGUAUGGAGAAGGAGCUCCGUGCACGGCAGAUUUUGGAGGCUAAAAGAAAAAAGAAAGAAGAGGCUGCUAAUGCCAAAAUCCUAGAAGCUGAAAAACGAAUAAAGGAGAAGGAGCUGCGCAGACAGCAGGCCAUCAUCCUGAAGCACCAGGAGCGGGAGAGACGUCGGCAGCAUGUGAUGUUGAUGAAGGCGGUGGAGGCCAGGAAGAAAGCUGAGGAGAAAGAGCGACUGAAACAGGAAAAAAGAGACGAGAAACGACUGAACAAGGAACGCAAAUUGGAGCUCAGACGGCUGGAGCUGGAGAUGGCCAAAGAGCUGAACAAACCCAAUGAAGACAUGUGUCUGUCCGACCACAAGCCUCUGCCGGUGCUGUCACGGAUAGCGGGUCUGCUGUUGCCGGGAGGAUGUUUCUCGGACUGUCUAAUGGUCAUGCAGUUCCUGCGCUGUUUUGGAAAGGUCUUGGGCUUUGACCUCAGCGCUGACGUCCCGUCACUCGGCGUGCUGCAGGCAGGGCUGCUGAAUGUAGGCGACAGCAUGGGCUUCAUCCAGGACCUGCUGGUGCACAUGCUGUCUGCUGCUGUGUGUGACCCAGGACUUCCUGCAGGACACAGGGCUAAGACGGCUCUGGGAGACCAUGUGACUAACGUCGGCCUGAACCGGGACAAUGUGUCCGAGGUGCUGCAGAUCUAUAUGGAAGCUCACUGUGGACAGACUAAUCUAGCGCCGCUGGCCGAGAGCUUGAAGACCAAAGCUUUCCAGGCCCACACGCCAUCUCAGAAAGCCUCCAUACUGGCCUUCCUGGUCAAUGAGCUGUCCUGCAGCAAGAGCGUGGUCAGUGAGAUCGACAAAAACAUCGACAGUAUGACCAACCUGCGACGAGACAAAUGGGUGAUCGAGGGAAACCUGCGGAAACUGAGAAGCAUCUAUGCUAAGAGGACGGGAAAGCGGGAGAGUGGUGUUGGAGGAGAGGAGGGUCAGUCAUCCUGUACUCCUGCGAACAGCCGUAAACGCAAGCGCAAAGGGGGGGAGAGUGAUGAAGAUGAUGAGGAAGAUGACGACAGCGAUGAGCAAGGAGAGGAGGAUGAGGAUGAAUACGAUUUUGGUGGGAAGAAAGGGAAGAAAGCCGAGGCGUGUGAAGAUGAGGAUGAAAGUGAUCAAAUCACAAGCAUUGAGGAGCUGGAGAGACAGAUUGAGAAACUCAGCAAGCAACAGACUCAGAUCCGUCGGAAGCUGUUCGAGGCCUCUCAUUCCCUACGAUCUGUGAUGUUCGGACAGGACCGGUAUAAACGGCGCUACUGGGUGCUGCCGCAGUGUGGCGGGAUCUUUGUGGAGGGACUGGAGAGCGGAGAGGGUCCAGAGGAGUUGCAGAGAGAGCGUGAUAGGAUAAAGAACGCUCAUCUCGUCCAGGUCAAAGAGGAGCCGACAGAGGAACCAGAUGUAAAAUACGGCACAGCUGAGGUGAAACAUAAACCUCCGCAGGAUGUAAAUUCUCUCAACCUCUUCCUGCAGAAACCGGACUCUUUCUCCAAGCUCAGCAAGCUGUUGGAAGUGGCCAAGAUGUCUUCUGAGGUCUCUUGUCAGCAAAACGGCAGCCCAAGACAGCAGAAGACAUUACCAAGAACGCCUAACCAAGAUGUUAAAUCUGAUCUCAAUGAUUCUUGUCUCCUCAACAACACCUACCUCACUAACGCCCAACAACAGAUCCGUAACGACCAGCUUUAUAAGGUUCUGACAGAGAGAAACGCUCACUGGUUCAGUCUGCUGCCUCGCUCUCCAUGUGACGUCUCGUCUCUGACUGAAGGUCCACAUUCAGCAUCAUCAUCCUCACCGCAAACCACAGCGGUCUCUGGUGGCCCUUACAGCGCUGCAGCGAUCAAUAACUUUUCAUUAGCUGCACUGCAGAUGAAGUCUGGUGUGCCCAUAAUGGAUCUGCCCUUUUGUGCUUGGUCCAAUGGAAAUUUAAGUCCAAACGUGAUGUUUUCUGGUGUUCCCGUGGCUCAGAUUCUCAGUGCUGUUCACCCUUCAUCAGAGGGCAAUGGAAACUUGAACAUCAGUAAGAGCGAUUCUCCAGAGUCUCCAGCUGAGAAACACCUCUCCACUCCUUCACCUGUCAUUGAGGUGCCUAAAAACCAGGAUUACCCAUUACCUCAACCUAUUCCUGAAGAGAUGUUGACUGGCUGGUGGAAAGUUACAGACAUGGAGGAGUUACGAUCCAUAGAGAAAGCGUGCCAUUCCCGAGGGAUCCGAGAGAAGCAGCUGCAGAAACAGCUGCAGAAACACAUGUAUUACAUCGGGCAGGUCUGCAGCAGGAACAGAGAUGUGACCGUGAUCGACGUCUCAGAACUGGAGGAGAAUCAGGUCUCUGAGGACACCGUCCAGAGCUGGUGUGUGGAAGAACAGGCCAUGGACAUAGACAUCGGUGUCCUGCAACAGGUGGAGGAACUGGAACACAAAGUCACCUCAGCCAGUCUGCAGGUUAAGGGCUGGAUGCAUCCAGCGGCGCAGUCACAGAGUGAAGACCUGCUGUAUUACGAGCACAAACCCAUUGUGGAGAACUGCAAAGACAGAAACGACCACGGCAUCGUACGCCGAGCGAACAACCCUCUGGAUAUAGCAGUGACGCGUCUGGCCGAGCUGGAGAGGAACAUUGAGCGAAGGUACCUGAAGAGCCCUUUAAGCAGCACCAUUCAGAUCAGGCUGGAUAACGUGGGAACGGUCUCAGUACCGGCCCCUGCGCCAUCACCUGCUAGAGCUGAUGGUGACGGGGCUGAGGAAGAUUUGGCUCCAGGUUUGAGGCAGUGGCGUAAAGCUCUCAGCGAGGUGCGCAGUGCCAGUCAGCUCUAUCUGUGUAUACAGCAGCUGCACAAGUCCAUCGCCUGGGAGAAAUCCAUCAUGAAAGUGUACUGUCAGAUCUGUUGUAAGGGAGAUAACGAGGAGCUCCUGCUGCUGUGUGAUGGAUGUGAUAGAGGCUGCCACACGUACUGCCAUAAACCCAAGAUCACCACCAUACCGGACGGAGACUGGUUCUGCCCGGCCUGCAUAUCUCAGGCGAGCAGUCAGUCCCUGAAAACCAAGAAACCCUUGAACCGCUCGAGUGGAGGCCUGAAGAAACCUGCUGAGGCCAAACGGCAGAGGAAACCAUCUGUGGCCGGAGACUCAGAGGACGAUUCGGGCAGUGCCAACAGCACUCCCAAAAAAGUGUCAAAGGAAAUCAAAAAGAGGAAGACAGAGGAGAAUCCUUCCGCUAACCCAGCAAAGCAGGAGAGUCCCACAUGUGUGAAGAAACCCAAAACAGCCAGAGAUGACAGUAAAGAUCUGGCCAUGUGCAGAAUACUCUUGGCUGAGUUGGAAAGCCAUCAGGACGCUGGGCCGUUUCUGACACCGGUCAACCCCAAAUCUGUCCCGGGAUACCGCAAGAUCAUCAAGAAACCCAUGGACUUCUCCACUAUCAGAGACAAACUCACCAACAGCCAGUACUUGAAUCUUGAGACUUUCAUCAUUGAUGUUAACCUGGUGUUCGACAACUGCGAGAAAUUCAACGAGGAUCAUUCAGAGAUCGGCCGAGCGGGACACACGAUGAGACGGUUUUUCCAGAGGAGAUGGACCGAGCUGCUGAGGCAGAGCUCCCUGAAAACGGCUCUCGGCACAUGAGAACCAGUUCAGACGUGAGACCAGCGUCAAACACCGAAUCACCUCAUCCACACCACAAAUCACGCCUGCUUUACUUUGGUUUGUUAAAGGACACGCUCAAACAAAUCAAGUACAGGAACAACUGUGAGAACAUGAACGUUUUCAGAAAUAUCCUGUAAAUAUGUUUGUUUGUUUUUUUGUUUUUUUUUUAAAUAAACGUUAAUAUUAUAGUGAA